GACUUACGAUAUUUCGGGAAUUAGUAGCAUAAAUAAAACUCGACUGAAAUCGAUUCACUUUCAAAUUGUUAAAGUAAUUUUAAGGUUAAUUUGCAUUUAUUAGACUAAUAAUAUAGAAUAUUUUAAAUAUCAUUAAAUACUUUGCAAACAAAAUUGUAAUCAUAUGAUAUUGUUAAUAAUGCACGAAAACGAAAAAUAUUAUAGAGCGAUAAUACAAAUAUUUUAAUUUUAGAUGAUUGAAAUUACGUGCAAUGACCGUUUAGGUAAAAAAGUAAGAAUUAAGUGCAACGCUGAUGACACAAUAGGAGACUUAAAGAAGCUUAUUGCAGCCCAAACCGGCACCAAAUGGGAUCGCAUUGUUCUAAAGAAAUGGUAUACGAUUUAUAAGGAUCACGUAACUUUACAAGAUUACGAAAUUCACGACGGAAUGAAUUUGGAAUUGUAUUAUCAAUAA
Dimorphilus gyrociliatus is the source of this 454-nucleotide messenger RNA. NCBI's taxonomy places the organism in Eukaryota, Metazoa, Annelida, Polychaeta, Dinophilidae. The record is from the annotation of a GenBank genome assembly.